Alternaria atra is the source of this 1041-nucleotide messenger RNA. RefSeq lists its product as uncharacterized. Lineage: Eukaryota; Fungi; Ascomycota; Dothideomycetes; Pleosporales; Pleosporaceae. The transcript has a single exon. The coding region runs from base 1 to 1041 and encodes 346 amino acids. The record is from RefSeq and is a predicted model, not a curated record.
AUGCAGACAGUAAAGAAUACCAUUGCCGAGAAUCUCGGUAAAGUCGUUUCUGGCGCCCAUGACCUCGCUCCUGCAGAUCAACAAUUCUCCCUCGAGGAAGUGCCCGACCUUACUGGCAAGGUCGCUGUCGUAACCGGUGGUUCAGAAGGAAUCGGGUACGGAUGCACCCACACGCUUCUCUCACGCAACAUCAAGAAGCUUUUCAUCAUCUCGAUGAGCGAAGACAUCAUCGAGGAUGCUCUCAAGGCAAUCAAGGAAGAAAUGGGAGAAGACAAGGCCAGUAGAGUCGAAUGGCUAAAGUGCGAUCUCGCAGACUGGGAACAGGCAGGCAAGACCGCGUUCGAAAUUGCGCAGAAGACGGAUCGAAUUGAUAUUUUGAUCAACAACGCUGCGCGUGGUAUCAUGACAUACCAGCUUUCGAAGCACGGUGUUGACCUACACAUGGCGCUUAACCACAUGGGCCACGUCGUUUUGACCUCUCACUUGCUACCCUUGCUCAAGUCCACAGCCGAGAAGGGUGACAAGGUUCGUAUAGUACAACUAGGGUCCAACGCACACGAAAAUGCACCCAAGGACACAAAAUUCGAAUCCAUCGACGAGCUAAACACAGACCUCGGGCCUAUGGCACAAUACGGGCGCUCAAAACUCGCUGCCAUCCUAUACGCUCGCUACCUAGCUCGUCACCUCUCGUCUUCUCACCCCAACAUCCUGUCCAACACCACACAUCCCGGUUUCGUCGAGACAAGGCAGUCAGUCGACCACAUUCAUGAAGCCUACCCGCUGGGUGGCUAUGCAAUGAGCUACGGCUUUGCACCAUUCAAGAAGACUCAGUUCGAAGGUGCGGUGAGCACCAUGUUUGCGGCGACCAAGACAGAGGGUACGGGCGAGUACAUUUGCCCGCCCGCGAUACGGGAGCCGGGUAGUGACCUGGCGAACAACGAUAAGUUGGGUGAUCAAUUGAUGGAUUUGACAUGGAAGAUUGUCAAAGAAAAGACUAAGAGUUCGAGCGCUGAUAAGGGAUGUCCGUUCAAGACGUAUUAG